Molecule: messenger RNA, 1412 nt
Organism: Trifolium pratense (red clover)
Lineage: Eukaryota; Viridiplantae; Streptophyta; Magnoliopsida; Fabales; Fabaceae
Product: F-box protein SKIP8
Exons: 3
Coding region: 291-1112 (273 amino acids)
Molecular function (GO): protein binding
Source: RefSeq, a predicted model, not a curated record
AGUUACUCCUUAUUUGAUUGAGAAGAAGGCUCAUCAUCAUGAGAAGGUUGGACAUUUUGAGUGAGAGAGCAACCAAGCGAGAGUAACGUACAUAGCGCCCACUCUCUCUCUCUCUCUCUCUGCGUUUUCCAUUUUCACUUUCAACUUCAACACCCAAACAAAACCCUAAUUCAUUCUCAUUACUACUAUUACCUACCCCUUUUUUUUUUUUCCAUUUCCCUCUUCAAAUAUUUAGGGUUUCAAUUUAGGGUUUUCAUGUUCUGUGAAUCCCAAGUUUUCAUGUCUUUUCAAUGGAUAUUUUCUCUUCCUUUUCCCAACCUUUCCUCCUCGCCGUUACUGUAACUUCCCUCUGUUUCUUCAUCGCUCUCUUCUCGUUCAGAAGAUUCACACCGUCACGCAAACAACACUGCAACUGCGCCUCUUCCAAUUCCGACGCUGUUGCUGUGCCCUACUUGAACGGCGGUGUUUCUGAAAUGAUGGAGAUCAGUCAGACUCCGGCGCCGGUUGUGUUGGCUGAUCGUCGUACUGGUUCUUCCAUGAUGGAGGAACUUGUUCCGGAGAUUACAACGCACGCGCUUAGUUACUUGGAUUAUCCUAGUUUGUGUCGUCUUUCAAUGACCAAUUCUUUGAUGCGAAAAGCUGCCAACGAUGAUAAUGCCUGGAAAGCACUCUAUCACAAGGACUUCACUUUGGAACAAGUCAGCGUUACACCAAGCAAUGGGUGGAAGGCUUACUAUGCAGCCACAAGAGCGAUUGUGAUUGUUAAUACAGAAUUCUUCAAUAUUGUUAGAGAUAAGUCCAUUCAGGCAAUGAGACGUUUUUGGCUAAAUGCAGAUUAUGUGAAGUGCAUCCAUGCCACAGGAGAACUUUUUUCGGGGUAUAAUUCAGUAAUGCAGAGCUGGCAACUCAUAUUCAACUGGGAGCAAGGAUUGAACUUUCAGGUUCGGGAUGUACGUGCUCGGGUCUUGACAGACAUGGCUUGGGUUACCAUGAGAACAUCUGUUGACAUUGAUGCAGGGCCGUUCAAUGUGACCAAUGUCUUUGAGUUCCAUAGUGGACAGUGGUAUAUGGUUCAUCAUCACAUUUCUGUGAUGACUGGGGAUUUGGAGUAACAAAAUAUGCAGGGGUAAUAGUAAGAGAUGAUAUUUAUUGUGUCUGAUACUGGUUACAGAAGGGGUUUAUUUGCAGAAGCAAGAUGCUUGAAAUUUUCAUAAUUGGAAGAUCCUUUUAUUUUUGAAGUUUUGAAUCUCAGUUUUAUUUUCAUAUACUCUGUAUAUAAUACAGGAAAUUGCAGUGGGGCCAGGAAAGAGUUUUUUUGUUUGUUUGUUUGACUUCCGAGCCAGAAAAGAGUUAUAAUUAGAGUAAGUGGAUUAAAGUAAAUACAAAAGAUGGAUGAAAAAGAUUACAUGUGA